AUGUCUGCCGCGCUCUACACCUACACGGGAGUCUGGAUCAACUGGUCCGAGGGAGCGAUCCGGGGAGCCACCUUGACUUUGUCGCAGACCGGCUCCGGCAUUCUGAGCGCCUUUUUAGCUAUACUUGUCUCCCUGGCAGGCAGCCUGUUCUGGAGCAUUCUGAGCUUUGCACUUCAUCAGACGGGGACCACAGCUCCCGAUCGGCGGCGGGAUGCUCUUCACUACCAGCGACAGGUCAUCCUGCGCAACAAAGGUGCAGCCGCCGCGGCCUGGGCUUUGAUCAAGUUACCAUUUGAGAGCGGGCGAACAGCGUCAAAGCUCAGGGCUGUGGGGCGAUCGCUACCACUGGCCCUGCUACCAAUCCUCGUUCUCAUCCUGUUCGGAGUAUCUGGUCUGUUCACAAGUUACAUCACCAAGGCGGCCGGCCAUUCGACGCUCAUCAUCGGCCCAGGCUGUGGAGGCUACUCGUUCAACGCCACAGAUGUGACCGUCAGUAACACCAAGAGUCUGCAGGAUACCUACGACGCUGCCACGUACGUCCGCCGGUGCUACCUGGAGAACGCGAGUGAACUCGACUGCAGCACCUACGUCCGGCCCAGCCUGCCGUUUACCACAAACCCAAAUGCAUCCUGCCCAUAUUCCCCCGAUCUGUGCGCGUACAACGGCAAAUCGGCCCUGCAAAUGGACACGGGCCUGCUGGAUUCGCACGAGGACUUUGGCAUCAACGCACCCCCGCGUAACCGCAUAAAAUACCGGCGAGUCACCACCUGUGCCCCAGUCAAGCACGGGUCCGGGCUAGGGAGCGUCCAGAACGACUCAAUAUGGGGCCAGAUCGUCUACAUCCAUGCCGGAUAUCAGUAUUACAUGGGUGAGCCGUACCUGAACUACACAUUCUCGUACACUCCGAUCCCCAGCGUCGAUGGAGUGGGCUACACACUAAGCGCCGUCUUCGCCAAAUCCGACCCCAGCGGACUCCUGAACGGCCUCGAGUCAUGGAAGCCGACCGACGCGAUCAACCAAACCGACGCGGACAUCACGAUGAUGAUGCUCAACCAGAACAACAUCAACUACCUGCAACCCAGCUACGACCCGUGGAUGACGGCGCUCGAACAGCAGAACUACAGCAUCGAGGGAACGAACGUCACCUCAUCGAUGUGGACCAAGAGCUACGAGGUGAAUCUGAUGGUAUGCACCGACCAGUACCAGAUCUGCAACCCCAACCGGCCCGGGCCGGACGGGUGCACCAAACUCGGCGGGAUCUUGAGCACCUCGCUGUCCACCUUCACCGUCGACCCGACCAAGUUCCUCGGGUUCAACGUGUACCAAAUCGCGACGAUCGGCCGGUUCCUGUCCGGGAACAACGAUCGGAGCAUGUACUCCAACGUCAACGGCCGCGGCGGCGCAGCGUUGAACGGUGAGUAG
Messenger RNA from Aspergillus aculeatinus CBS 121060, 1422 nucleotides. RefSeq lists its product as uncharacterized. The record is from RefSeq and is a predicted model, not a curated record. Bases 1 to 1422 code for a protein of 473 amino acids. The transcript has 2 exons. NCBI's taxonomy places the organism in Eukaryota, Fungi, Ascomycota, Eurotiomycetes, Eurotiales, Aspergillaceae.